Molecule: messenger RNA, 1093 nt
Organism: Amborella trichopoda
Lineage: Eukaryota; Viridiplantae; Streptophyta; Magnoliopsida; Amborellales; Amborellaceae
Product: protein CURVATURE THYLAKOID 1A, chloroplastic
Cellular component (GO): chloroplast thylakoid membrane; thylakoid
Source: RefSeq, a predicted model, not a curated record
AGUAAGAAAAGACCAAAAGCAAAUUCAGCGGAGGGAGGAGAGGGCGUAGACUGGUUUCUGCUUCCUGCUUUAAGACUUUGCGUUUAGCGAGAGAGAGAGGAGAGAGAGUGGGAGGGGGAGAAGCAAUGGCGGCAUUUGCAGCGGCAGCAGGAGCAGGCAUAUUAACUACUCCACGUUUUCUUCCCACUUCUUCUCAACGGGGUUCCUUCGUCCUCCCUCAACGCCAUUUUCCAAUCUCCACUCCUCAGCUUUCAGACUUACGGAGGUCUUAUUCACUACUAGUGAGAGCCUCAUCUUCUGAAGAGACAUCUAGUUCUGUUCAAGUGGAAGAGGUUUUUUCUGAUUUGAAAGAGAAGUGGGAUGCAGUUGAAAACAAGUCUACGGUUAUUCUCUAUGGGGGUGGCGCGCUGGUGGCUCUUUGGCUGUCUACUGUAGUCAUUGGUGCAGUCAAUUCAGUUCCCUUGCUCCCUAAGAUUAUGGAGUUAGUUGGGCUUGGCUAUACCGGAUGGUUUGUAUACCGUUACCUCCUGUUUAAGUCAAGCAGGAAGGAACUAGCCUCAGACAUUGAAGCACUCAAAAAGAAGAUUGCUGGAACAGCGGAAUGAGGUAACCCAUUGCAGUAUCUUUGGUUGAAAGUACUAGCAAGUUUGGGGAGCUCAUUUGAGUCCGCGAUUCUUGUGUUGGAGCAUUGUAUUACUGUGAUGUGAACUGGAUGGAUCUGUUGUAUGUAAAUUUUGCAGCAUGCUUUCUUCCCUUAUGAUGGAAUUGGAUUUGUUUGUGAUGCUCAUACUUUAGAGGCUACAAGUAGCGCACGCACUGAAGUUGGACUAUUCCUUUCUCAUGGAGAGAGUAGGGGCGCAUAAGCUCAUAUUGGGGAUGGAGCUCAAUUAUUCUUUAUUGAGCACUGGAGGAAGUUUAUUUUCCAUGAAAAAGAAGUGCAUGGGUGGUUGUUAUGUGCAAAAAUGAUUGCUGCUGUCGUAGACAAAACCUCUGAAAAGUGCUUUUUUUUGUUUUUCACAAAGUAAACCUGUGAUAGAUGUCAAGAACUCAUUAUUUUCCCUUAAUAUUAUGCAGUUCACCAAAAUAUAAAACA